This is a messenger RNA of Vollenhovia emeryi, 9047 nucleotides long. RefSeq names its product arf-GAP with SH3 domain, ANK repeat and PH domain-containing protein 1 (gene Asap). The coding region runs from base 1206 to 4283 and encodes 1025 amino acids. The transcript is spliced from 17 exons. Gene Ontology annotation, cellular component: cytoplasm. Gene Ontology annotation, biological process: positive regulation of GTPase activity. Gene Ontology annotation, molecular function: protein binding; GTPase activator activity. The record is from RefSeq and is a predicted model, not a curated record. NCBI's taxonomy places the organism in Eukaryota, Metazoa, Arthropoda, Insecta, Hymenoptera, Formicidae.
GAAAGGUACAAAAGUGCAGAAUCACUCCAGCAUCCCCUUAAACGACAAACGUAUAAAUAGCGAGACGUCCGGAUUCCCUCUUCAAUUUGCCGCCGUUUCUCUCGUCCCGCCGUCCGGCGCUCGCGUCGCCGCCGUUCGCCGCGACGCCGCGCGGCCGCUACUCGAAUCACGCUCGGUGUCCCGCGGGGGCAGGUCGCGCGCGGCGCGCGCGGCGCCCGUCGCCAGCGCCGCCUCAGUGAAACUUGGACCGCAGUCGCGCGUGUCUCGGCGCUGGCGGUACUCGGGCCACCGCGACCGACCGAGGCGGUUAGGGUGCGCGAUUAAGGUGCGAGAGGGAUCGGAGCGUGCGAAGGUGUGCGCUUCCCGCGCGGACGCGGCUGCGUACAGGGAGCAGCGCGGGUGCCCUCUCCGGCGUCUCGCGUUUCUGUGUGUUCGCGCGCGCUCGCGUCGCUCCAGCGGCAGCCGUCGCCGUCGUCCGUUCGCCGUGGCGCCGCGGCGGUGUGCAUGCGCGCAUGCACGUAUGCGUGGUGACCCGCGCUCCUCGCCGACGAGUGGAACGAGCUCCCGCUGCCUCUGUCGCUGCUGCUGCUGCUGCUGUUGUUGCUGCUACUGCUAUGCGUCCUCGCGACGGCUGGUGGCUCGCCGCGGCUACGUCGCGAAAAUAAUCACGCCGGUCUGUCGCGAGUGCGUCUGUCUCUCUCUCUCAUUCUCUUCCGCGCGGAGAGGUGGUAGCUGUCGGACACGCUGCUCGAAUCUGCCGUCUGUCCGUCCCGCGCUCCCGCGUUCCCUUGUCAUUCAUUCCUCUCUUCCGUGCGUGUGUCUGUAUCUCUCGCUCGACCCCUGUCACUCCGUGCCGGGACGACGUUCGUACCGUGCGGUUCACGGAAAAGCAACGUACGCGGAGGAGAGGCGGAAAACGUGAGCGGGGUGUCCCCCCCCGCGGAAUUAGAUGGUGAGAGACGAGUGAAGUGAACGGUGUCCGCGGAGUGUAAGAGUGCGCGCGGUCGCCGGCGACGACGGCGACGACGGCGGCGGACGACGACGACGACGAGGACGAGCGAGGGGGAGUCGCGGUGGCGAGAGGCGAUCCGUGCCGAGGGGACAGCCUCGCUCGCAGCUGGGCGCCGCGGCACCCGGGAGGGUGGGGUGGUGACGGCGCGGCGGCCGGACGGAACAACUGACGGAAAACGAGAACGGCCGGAAAGAUGCCGGGCCUGAUCGCAGUGAGCGAGUUCGUCGAGGAGACGAGGGAGGACUACAACUCGCCCACCACGUCCACGUUCGUCUCGCGAAUGCCACAGUGCAGGCAGACCAUCACGUCCCUCGAGGAGACCUUGGACUUCGACAGGGAUGGUCUCACGAAGCUAAAAAAGGCCAUCAAGGCCAUCCACAACUCCGGAAACGCUCACGUGGACAACGAGGUGUACUUAGGAAGGGCGUUAGAGAGACUCGGCGACGCCGCUCUGAAGGAACAGGAGCCGGACAUAGGCGCGGCGUUUCUCAAAUUCGCUGUGGUCACGAAGGAACUGAGCGCCCUCAUGAAGACCCUGAUGCAAAACAUCAACAACAUCGUGAUGUUCCCGUUGGAUUCGGUGCUGAAGGGCGACCUGAGGGGCGUGAAGGGGGACCUGAAGAGGCCCUUCGAGAAGGCCUGGAAGGACUACGAAGCUAAAUACGCGAAAAUCGAAAAGGAGAAGAAGCAGCACGCGAAGGAGGCCGGUCUGAUUCGUACGGAGGUCACGCCCGCCGAGAUCGCAGACGAGAUGGAGAAGGAGAGACGGUUGUUUCAGUUGCAAAUGUGCGAGUAUCUGAUCAAAGUGAACGAGAUCAAAACGAAGAAGGGCAUCGAGCUGUUGCAGCAUCUAGUCGAAUAUUAUCACGCGCAAACAAAUUAUUUUCAGGACGGCUUGAAGACUAUCGAGCACUUCGGCUCGUACGUGGCCGACCUGAGCGUGAAGUUGCAAAAAAUCAGACAGACGCAGGAUGAGGAACGGAGACGACUAACGGAGCUUAGGAGUCUUCUUAGAAGCUCCGGGUGUGACAAAGAGUUGAACGCGAACGCGAACGCGGGUUACUCGCUGCACCAGCUGCAGGGCGACAAGCAACACGGUGUCACGCGCUCCGGCCACCUGCUGAAGAAGAGCGAGGGCAAGAUGAGGCGAGUCUGGCAGAAGAGGCGAUGCGCCGUGCAGGCGGAGGGCUACCUCGAUAUCUGCCACGCGGACGAGAAUAAGCCGCCCACCAGGGUGAACCUAUUGACCUGCCAGAUUAAGUUAGUACCGGACGACAAGCGAGGCUUCGAUCUCAUAAGCUACAAUAGAACGUACCACUUUCAAGCGGAGGACGAGGCGGACCAGCGCGCGUGGAUGUCGGUUCUCGUGAAUUGCAAGGAGCGCGCCCUGUUGCGGGCGUUCGACGCGAGCGGCAAGGCGGAGGCCGGCAGCGGCAAUCCCAGCCUCGUAGAGCUGCAGCAGGCUGUUAUACGAUGCGUUAUGCGAUUACCCGGAAACGAUCAGUGCUGUGAUUGCUCCUCGCAGAACGAUGCCACGUGGCUGUCGACGAACUUCGGCAUAAUAGUAUGCAUAGAGUGCAGCGGCAUCCACCGGGACUUGGGCGUCCACAUAUCGCGGAUACAGUCUCUGACGCUGGAUAACGUCGGCACCGCUCAGCUGUUGCUCGCGCGACACAUGACGAAUCAGGCGUUCAACGAGGUGAUGGAGGCGACGUUGCGUCACAAUCUCAAGCCGUCGCCGACGUCGACGAUGGAGGAGAGGUACGAGUUCAUACGCGCCAAAUACGUGGACAAGAGAUACGUGAUGAACACGUGCGCGGACGAGCGCGAUCUGCUUUCCGAUUUGGAGCACGCCGUUAACAAUCGCGAUCUGCAGCAACUUCUGCAAGUUUACGCCGAGAACGUGGAUUUGGCUGCGCCGUUGCCGACAUCGGAUGUAGGCGAAACCGCAUUACACCUGGCCAUUCUGCGCGAGAUGGGCAGCAGUCUGCACAUCGUGGAUUUCCUGGUGCAAAAUAUGCCGAGCGGCGGUAUCGACAGGGCGACCAUCGACGGGGAAACGGCGCUGCAUCUUUCCGCGCGGCACGACAGAGCGGAAGCGAUGAAGCUGCUUCUACGGGCUGGCGCGGAUCCCUCGCAGCGAAACAAGCAGGACAAGACGCCGCUCGACAUCGCGCAGGAAAUGGGACACCAUACGUGCAAAGAACUGCUCAGCCACGCUCUCCAGAGGCAAAAAACUUUGUUUGAUAACGUCAAUAUUGACUGGAAUCUUUCCCACGACGAGGGAUCCACGGACUUCUCCGACGACGAAACGAUAAUAGAAGACAGGAAUGGAUGUCUGACGCCUGAGAAAAAGUCACGUAGCAGACCACCGUCGUACGCCGGGGGUGGCGGUACGGGACCGGGUGACUCGCCGGUGACACUGCGCAGUCGGAGCAGCACUUGCGACAGUCUACAGAGCGGAUCCUCUCCGAGCGCCUCGACGAACCGUCAGCAAAUGCCUCCACCGCCACCGCCGCAGGCGAGGAAACCCGUAGCUGUACCCACUCCCAUGGCGCCGGACAUUUCACUGAACAUCCACGGCUCGCUGAAGAAGCGGGUUGCGCCGCCGCCGCCGCCCGGUGGAAACUCCAUCGCGAGCGGCGUCCUGCCGUCGUCGCACUACGGUACGCUACCCACGUUGGCUACGUCGACGCACAGUCGUACGACCAGCGAGCCGAUUUUAGCCGGCCACACUUUACACACUCUACCGCAUACGUUGAAUACAUUAAAUAGCCAACAUCAUAAGAGAUCACCGAGCGGCGACUCGUCGACCGGACACGGUAUGGACAAGGCGAACAGUUCAACGCUUCAGAGACCGCGAAAUCCACCGCCCCCGGCUCCAUCCAGUGUCACGACUAGGCUAAGCAACGGACGCAGCAGCGAAUCCCUGAGUUCUAUGUGUUCGGAUCACGGUCUAGGCAAUCCUAUUCCGCCGCCGCGAAAGCGAAGGGACCGGUCCAGACUAGAGAGCUACGCCGAGGAGCCUUCAUCUUUGCUCCCAAAUCUGAAUCUGCCAACCUCGUCGACUUUGAGCGGCCUGCGACGCUGCCGGGCCCUGUACGAUUGCGAGGCCGACAACGAGGACGAGCUGUCGUUUCGCGAGGGUGAGGUCAUCAUCGUGACGAAUGAGCAGACCGACGAUGACAACUGGAUGGAAGGCGCGUUAGAACGAGCGCCGGAGCGGCGAGGCAUGUUUCCGAUUAGUUUCGUACACAUGCUGCAGGAUUAACAUUCGGUAAGCCUGAACUCGUUGGCGAGCGUCACCAGCACUGCCAGUUCGAUGAGCGUCGCCAGUCUCGGCCGUAGAAACUGGCUGAGGAAGCCGAAGGAGUGAAGCCAUCUUUCCGUCGUCCCUUCAGAGUUGAAGCAGUCAUGAGCAACUGAAGGAAGAAACUUUGACGAAUGUUGUUACGAAGUAGUGUUCAAUCCGCAUCUUGAUUCUCUCAUUUUUUACAUUUCCUAGAAAAAUUGAUACACGUUAGGAAUAUGAAAUGAAAGGUGCAUCAAUGAGCAAUUUUGCACCUGCAAAGGGAGUAAAUGUUUUAGAAAUGAGUAGAAUAAGGAUAUAAGUCAUUUUUCGUUUUCAAAAGCACGACGCAAACUUAUGUGUUUAUCCUGAGACUAGAGUCUCGUUUUUUUUUUUUAUAAGGAGAAACCAUCAUUUAUCUUUAUAAAGGAAUAAAAUUUUAUGUUAUAUCAAAAUGUAUAAUUAGAUAUAAUAGGCGACAUUGACGUUCCAUUGUUACUAGUAUAAAUUACGUUAUUAUUUCAGUCAAUAAUUUAAUUGCAUGUAAGUUUGAGUUUCAUCGUUCCGGAUUAUUCUGUAUUCGUAUAAACUAAAAAGACUUAAAAACUUUUCUCUACUACGAUGCAGAGUUAUUUCUGCUGAUGCAAAGAUAUUUAAUCCUAUGGUACUUUACGAGUAACUCUUUUAAACCGAUCGAAUAUCCUGCGAUAAGUUUUAAUUUACUCUUUCGUCGUGUAUAAUGCAACGUCAACGCGUACCAGUUUUUAUAUUUCAAGGGGACUGGAAAACAAGUGUACGUUUUCGGUUAAAAAAAUUAAUAGAUACCUCGAAGAUUUUCCACUGGGCUGUAAUCAAUACGUACGACAUGGAGUGUGUUAACAGCGUGAUUAACGAGGAAUAGAACGACGUUUAGCCGAGUAUUAGUGUCUUACACCGGAUGACAAUCAUAUUGAAACUAUCGAAGGCAUGUGAAUAUCGAUAAUGGAAUACUCGGAAUUUCGUCUCGUCAUCCAGGCAGAUAGGGCGGGGUUUAUCUUUCCCCGACGAUGGGACUCUCGGUUUUUGGAAACACGAGACAGGGGGUGGGAGCAGGGGGGGGGGGGGAACUGAUUGUACAAACGCCGCGAUGUCGACAUUCGCGGGUUUCCGGUGUUUGUCAAAGAAUGUUGUAUCUGAAGAGUUUAUAAUCAGAGAGAUCUUAUAUAUGUAUUCGUCUAAUUGAUAUUAUAUACGGUACGCAAUUGUUCGCAUUGUAAUCUAGUUGCAAGAUAAAAAUCCGGCUAACAAAGUAUGUCGUCGAGAGGCUGACGAGUGAGUUAAGAUCAGAAUUGAGGAUGAUUCUCGAUAUCGCGGAACCGCGACGCUAAAAAAACAUGUGAUAUACAUAUAUAUAUAUAUAUUAUAUUUCAGAGUAGAUUAUUAGUACUAUAUGAAAUACCGCAUAACUAUGAACAAAUUGUGAGAACGAAUGACAUUUUCCAUACCAAAUGACUAACGUAGAAGUAAUGGAGAUAACGUAGAUUUUAUCCGAUGCAUUCGGCUUAUAUGCAAAACGCCCGAAAAAGAAUAUACGCAAAUAAGCGUCUAUCAACCGAGAGAAAAUGUAAUAGUAAAUAUAUAAUGAUAAAUAGUUAUAUGUAGCUUAACAAAAGAAUAUAAAGGAGACUCUCGAGUGCCGAUUAGAAGGAUAUGAGUUUUCGGUGAUUAUACCAGUGUCUAGGAAAUCCUACGAUAAAACACUCCGGCGACUGCGCCGGAAAGAGAUAUGCACGGUUUUUGGUGUCUCGCCGUUCGUACGUUCUAUUGAUCUGGCGCACACUUCUUUUUUCUGUACUGCCAAUAACGGAUCGAUUUAACGUUAGGGAUAGAUGAACUCGCGGUGUAUAGAGCCGUAUUUAUAUUCCGCAUUUGGCGCGAAAUGUCGACUCCAAGUCUACGGGUACCGUUAGACGCGAUCCUCGACACGAGACAAAUAAAUUUCAGAAUCAAACGACUACGUUUGGCGUUAAAUGUGAGAAUGUACGAGCGCGAACCGUAGCCUUUAGCGGAGCGGGGGAGACGACGAUUAAAUUUAAUUAGCGUAAGAAGAAAUCGCGGGAUGGCGAAUUUUAGCGGUCGUCGAGCACGAGAUGUUAUACCGAUAUUGCAUGACAAGUAUUAUUAGCGUACUCGAUUUAAGAAGGUCCGUUACGUAUGACUGUGUACAUUUCUUUUCUUUCUCGUAAUGCCAUACUACAUAUUAGUCGAUCCUCAAAUAGAAUACGGGGCUCGAAACCGGUUAUUAGCCGCCAAGCGUGCUACGAAACAUGACGGAAGCGUGUAAUGUGACGCGACAGGCGGAAUUCCACGCGUCGCGUUGCAUUAUCAAUAUUCUAUUUGAACGUACGAGACCAAAGAGGAUUUUGCGAAAGGCGGAGAGAGAGCCGUCGAGAACGGAGUGUUUGCGAAGUCAUUUUAGUCUACUGGCGUUUACCGGGAUAAAAUCGUUUUCCGGAACGGAACGGGGAAAGCCGCAGUGAAAGCGAUAUUAUUAUUAAUAACGUGAUUACAUAUUGCUGCGCCAAUCGGUAAAGUGACUCCGCAAAUCGCCACGAUUCAGUAACAGUCUAAUCGGCGUGUGUUCCUCGUGUAAUAUGCAUGGAUCGUUCCACUCGCAGAGAUCGUGUGUCGACGGAUAGUACGAGCGAUUAUCGAAACUGUACUGUUUUCCUUACGAUUAUUAUAAAGCUUUGUACAUAGACAAAAACUAGAAUCACUAAAUGCUGCUGCAAACUAUUAGCUGUGACACUAUCUCCUAAAUGUGACUGUUUGAUUUAAAAAGCGCAACACGCGUACUUCUUCAUCAAAAAAAAGAAAGAAAAAGAAACGUUGCUACUAGGAGUUUCGAAUAUUUUCCGAUUUUAUUCGUAGAAAUAAAAGUAUAUCCGAAUCACUUGAUUUAUAUAUGUAGACGUGUAUACAUAUGUUUGUUUCGGAAGAGUUAACUAUUUAAAAAAUUUGUACUGCAUUUUAUCAUUCUCGUGUUAAAAAAAAAGACUUUCUUAUCGACAAUUUUUAAAAAAAUUAACUCGUAGUUCGCAGUCUAUAGAAACCAGAAGAAAAAAUGCGGAAGGCUGAAGGUGCCGUUACCCGAGGCAAUUUUUUCAUAAAGGCAGAUUCGUUUUUAUGAAAAAAAUUGUCCUGCUUUAAAAAGAGAAGAAUAUAUUACCUGUUAUUGCCUAAAAGUAAUAUAAAAUACGAUAUAGAUGAGGUAUAUUGCAGGAUGUUUAAAUUCGAACUACUGGGUCGGAAAUUUACAGUGAAAAUUCUUCGAGGGCACACACUCAGCACUUUCUGUUCCCUCUUACUCAUCUUCGAAAAAUCCUUGAAAUGCCAGUCAAGUCGUUAUCACGUUUAGGCAAGAUAAGAUUGUUGUCCUGGAAACCGUCAGUUUGCUAGAAACCUCUGUAGAAAUGUUAAAUGUACACAAAACUGAGACUAGAAAAAAAUAGUUUCGGUUUGAUACCAUUUUGUUUUCGAGUCAAACCGAUAAAAUAGGUAAACUCGCCUAACGGACGAUGUAGUGCUGCUGCAGUGAAGUUGUAUCCCGUCUAUAACUUCAUUAAGCUGUAACAAAAGAAAGCGCGAUUAGUUGAACAAUUUGACAUUAGAUUAAACAGUCUCAUCUCGUUGCACGUUAUCCUGGAAUUCAUUAAUUUUAUUGCAAGCGCAUCAGCAGUAUCACGUGGAUAUAUGUACGUUCGUGACAGUGAAAUCUUAUCGUCGAUCCAUGUAAAUACGUGUAUAGACAAAGGUAGAAUUUACGCGCCCGUGUUAUAUGUGUAUGCGUGACGAGGAGAGGAAGCGAGAUAAAUCGAUGUUUAUAUUAUACCGAACAUACAUAUAUAUUAAAUUACGAGCUAACUUUAAGUAUGUGGAUACUGUCUAUUUAACUGUACGAUUUAAGCGACGAUUGAUCCUUUGCAUUUCAAACUUAAGAGUAGUCGUUAGGUAGGCCGUAAGUAUUUAUUAUUAUUUUGUAGCCACUUCGUAUACUAGAACGGGACGCGUGAGUGUAUAGAAAACAGAGAGGAGAGGUUCUUCAAAUGUUUGGUACGAACAGCAAAGUGCACGAGCUAAUAUGUUGUACUGUCACCCGUGAUUAAUUAAAUUUUCAUUCUCCGUUUAUUAGCUCUAUAUCGUAGCUCGAGUCUGAACGAAAGAUCUUUCCUCAACAUCAACAUUUUCUAACGUUAGUUAAUUAAUUCUCAAUCAGCAGAAAAAUUCAGAAAGAUCUUUAGAUCGUUUCUGUUGUCCGACUAUCUCUCGUGUUUUUAGUUUAUCAAGGCUGUCAGUGAACUUGGACGAGGGGGUGUAACGGCCCCGUUUUAUCAGGGGAUUCAGCGCGAAUAAUCGUUUUGUACUCGUAUCCGAUAUUUCAGCAACCUUGUGUCGUUUGUGCGAAGAAUGCAUUAAUACAUUGAAUCCCUGCGUGCGUACGUAGCCAUUCCGUUAGAGAUGGGUGGGUGGAAAACGAGGAAACGACGACGGCGCAAGUCAAUCGAACAAAAUCACACCGAUUCUAGAUUCGGCGUACGCGUUUGUCGCCGGCACAGGUCUAAAUAUUUAUAUAUUACACGGAACGAUGACAUUGUAUCGACGUUUAAUAUUAUCUUUCACCGUUAAAACUGUGCACGACGUUCCCGGAUGGGAAUGCGACUUCAGAAAUGUAACAAGAGGAGAAAAUAAAUGCUGUUUAGAGAUCUA